Cercospora beticola is the source of this 852-nucleotide messenger RNA. RefSeq names its product Tvp23p (gene TVP23). NCBI's taxonomy places the organism in Eukaryota, Fungi, Ascomycota, Dothideomycetes, Mycosphaerellales, Mycosphaerellaceae. The record is from RefSeq and is a predicted model, not a curated record. Gene Ontology annotation, biological process: protein secretion; vesicle-mediated transport. Gene Ontology annotation, cellular component: Golgi membrane.
GCUAUGAGCUUCACAGCAGACAUCCAAGUCACAACUUGACCAUUCCGAGCAUCGCCGCUCUCCGAAACCACAGCGCGCAUCGCGCCACUCUACGCCCACAAUGGCGGACAUCCAGCCUUCCUCCGGCGACCUCAACUGGCGAUUGAGCGCCCAUCCCAUCACCCUCGUCACCUUCCUCGCCUUUCGAAUCUCCUCCCUCCUCGUCUAUCUCCUCGGCAUGAUCUUCACCACCAACUUCGUCAUGAUCUUCAUCAUAACCAUCAUCCUCCUAGCCAUGGACUUCUACUACCUCAAAAACAUCGCCGGCCGCCGACUCGUGGGAUUGCGCUGGUGGAAUGAAGUCAACACCAAUACGGGAGAUUCGCAUUGGGUGUUUGAAAGUGCGCCGCAGGCGAAUGAGCCGGGAGGAAAGAUUGUGAAUGCGACGGAUAAGAGGUUCUUUUGGUUGGCGUUGUAUGCGCAGCCGGGACUUUGGGUUGCGUUGGCGAUUGUGGCUUUUGUGAAGUUGGCGUUUGUUUGGUUGACUUUGGUUGUUAUUGCGCUGGUUCUUACGAUUACGAAUACGUUGGCUUUCUCGAGAUGUGACAAGUUCAGUCAGGCGAGUGGACUGGUGGAAAGAGGACUGUUCACUGGGUCGCUGGCACGCAAUGUGGGAGGAGCGAUGUUUUCGAGGUUGAUCAAUCGCGGGUAGAAGACAUUCGUGGACAAUACACGUAGGUCGCAUUGAAAUGCAUCACAGUUCACGCUUCUGCCGUCUUGCUACGACUAGGCUGAUCUGUGCAUGUGCUCACUUCUGGCGUCGUGCUUCCUGAGGCAGCGUCACUUCUACUUUUGUCCUCCUGGAUCGCAGAG